Mesorhabditis spiculigera is the source of this 1089-nucleotide messenger RNA. NCBI's taxonomy places the organism in Eukaryota, Metazoa, Nematoda, Chromadorea, Rhabditida, Rhabditidae. The record is from the annotation of a GenBank genome assembly.
AUGGUCAACAAGACCGACGGCAUCUUCAACAAGAGCGACGAGGAUGCCUUUGAGAUGUUUGCCGUCUACUGCGGGUUGGCGCUGCACCACGCCAAGCUGUACGACAAGAUCCGGAGGAGCGAGCAGAAAAACCGUGUCGCUCUCGAAGUCCUCGCCUACCACUCGGUGUGCAACCGCGACGAGGUGGCCAAGCUGAAGAAGAUCACGCUCAGGGAUCGCAUUGAGGAGCUGGAGACGUACGACUUCAACGGGAUGCGCCUGUCCGAGUUGGAGAAGCCGCUGUACGCCGUCUACAUGUUCAAGCACUUGUUCCACGAGACAAUCCCGUUCGAGUAUGAUGACCUGGUGCGCUUCGUGCUGACGGUGCGGAAGAAUUAUCGGAGGGUGGCAUAUCACAAUUGGGCCCAUGGCUGGUCCGUCGCGCACGCCAUGUACGUCCUGCUGCAUCAGAACCGCGAGCUGUUCACCCCGCACGAAGCCCUCGCCCUGUACGUCUCCUGCCUGUGCCACGACCUCGACCACCGCGGCAAGAACAACGCCUACAUGCGAGACAUGGCCACGCCGCUCGCCUCGAUCUACUCGACGUCCGUCAUGGAGCACCACCACUUCAACCAGACUGUCACCAUACUCCAGCAGGAAGGUCACAACAUCCUCCGUUCGCUGACGUCGGCCGAGUACAAGUCGGUGUUGGGGCUGAUCAAGCACUGCAUCCUGGCCACCGACUUGGCGCUGUUCUUCCCGAAUAAGGCCAAGCUGAACACGAUCGUCGAGGCGGGCAGCUACAACGUGGCCGACCCAGAGCAUCGACGACUGACUCAAGCCGUUCUCAUGACCGGCUGUGACCUGAUCGCCAGCGCAAAACCGUGGCAGAUCCAGACGGAGACCGUCAAGGUCAUCUUCGAGGAGUUCUACGAGCAAGGCGACGCCGAGCGGGUCAAUGGGAAGUCGCCGAUCCCGAUGAUGGACCGGAAUAAGGCGCAUGAAUUGCCACAGAUGCAGGUGGGCUUCAUGCGCGGCAUCUGCGCCCCGUGCUACGACCUGAUCGCCAAGGUUCUGCCAAAGAGCGAGACGCUGAAGCAGCGCUGCGAG